Molecule: messenger RNA, 1047 nt
Organism: Serendipita indica DSM 11827
Lineage: Eukaryota; Fungi; Basidiomycota; Agaricomycetes; Sebacinales; Serendipitaceae
Source: the annotation of a GenBank genome assembly
AUGGAUCGAACGCCGUCGCUCCCUCCGACGCUUCAAAACGUCUUGGAUCAAACGUCACUCAAGUGGAUAUUCUGCGGUACGCCUAUCUUUUCAACGCCCUUGGAUCUCCAGCUCAUCCACGUACGUGUUCUCUCGUUUGCAGGUGGCAAGGGUGGUGUCGGCAAGACGACGACAUCGUGUUCACUCGCCAUUCAACUCGCCUCGGUCCGCGAGUCUGUUCUGCUCAUCUCUACGGAUCCAGCUCACAACUUGUCCGACGCGUUUGGCCAAAAGUUUGGCAAGGAUGCGACAAAAGUAAACGGGUUCGACAACCUUUACGCUAUGGAAAUCGAUCCUACGGGCUCUCUACAGGAAAUGGCUGAACAAUCACAGGAUGCGAUGGGCGGCAUGGUCCAGGACUUGGCGUUUUCGAUACCUGGUGUCGAUGAAGCGAUGGGAUUCGCAGAGAUUAUGAAACACGUUAAAUCGAUGAAAUACUCUGUCAUCGUCUUUGAUACAGCACCUACAGGGCAUACACUACGAUUCCUAUCCUUCCCUGCCGUGCUGGAAAAGGCCUUGGGUAAACUGAGCUCGUUGGGUGGACGAAUCGGCCCUAUGCUCUCGCAAAUCUCGAGCAUGAUGGGAGGUCAGCCCGGUAUGCAGGAAGACUUGUUCAGCAAGCUCGAGGGUAUGCGGGAAGUCAUCAACGAAGUCAACAAUCAAUUCAAGGAUCCGGAGAAGACGACGUUUAUCUGUGUCUGCAUCUCAGAGUUCCUCUCUCUCUAUGAGACGGAACGAUUAAUUCAAGAAUUGACCACCUACGAGAUUGACACGCAUAAUAUAGUGAUCAACCAGCUUUUACAUCCCAACAAAGACUCCAAUUGUGAACACUGUCGCGUACGGACGGCGAUGCAGCAGAAAUAUCUCAACGAGGCUUAUGAACUCUAUGACGACUUUUUCCACCUUGUAAAGCUCCCACUACUCACUGAAGAAGUGCGAGGCCCGGAGAAGCUCAAGGCGUUUAGCAAGAUGUUGGUCGAGCCAUGGAUCCCACCACCGUCAUGUUAG